UCUGUCUGUUCUGACCUGUCGGAUUGGAAUGUCAUUGCCUUCCAUCCGUACCGUUUUGUGCUAUCGUGUAGUUUGACCCACCAAAUCGCAUAGAAAGUAUAACGCCAAUUAUAAAUCAAAAGUGUAAUGUACUAAAUUAUCAACAAUAAAAAUGUUUGCAACAAAAAUGGGUCGUGUUGUUAAGUACGGUUUGUUCGGAAGCGUUGCUAUAGGAAGCGUUAUGGCUCUGCGACUACACGAAGAUGAUUAUAAUUCUAUAGCAAUAGUGCGAAUUACUAGGACAGCACGUACUGCAGUGGAUAUAGGAAGGAUGUAUCAGUCAAUGCUGUAUAGUCAAGAUUGGGACACAACUUCUAAAGAGUACCAAGAAAUCAGGAGUAAGGCUCAUAAAAUGGGCGCAAUGAAACUUCUCGAGUUGUGCAAAGCAAAUAAAGGAGUUUACAUAAAAGUUGGUCAACACGUAGGAGCCUUAGAUUAUUUGCUUCCAAAUGAAUAUGUACAUACUAUGCGAAUACUACAUAAGGAUGCUCCACAAAAUAAUGUUGAACAGUUGUACAAAGUUAUCAGAGAAGAUUUAAAAAAAGAUCCAAAAGAUUUAUUUGUUGAAUUUGAUCCCGAGCCUUUAGGCACAGCAUCUUUAGCACAAGUACAUAGAGCAAAACUUAAAGAUGGGACAGAGGUGGCAGUGAAAGUUCAGCACUAUUUUGUAAGAGAAAACAUUGCAAUGGACUUACGAUGGAUGGAAUUCAUCAUAACAACAAUGUCUAAGAUUUUCCCUGAGUUCCAAAUGCAAUGGCUAGUAGAUGAGACGAAGAAAAACAUUACUAAUGAGUUGAAUUUUUUACAAGAAGGUCAUAAUGCAGAGAAAGUUUCGGAACUAUUUUCUCAAUAUGAAUGGCUGAAAGUGCCUAAGAUAUAUUGGAAAUAUUCUACAGAAAGAGUACUAGUUAUGGAGUAUGUUCAUGGUGGUCAAGUGAAUGACUUAAAUUAUAUUAAUAAAAAUUGUAUAGACAGAAUGGACUUGUGCCAAAAGCUUGGAGAUUUGUAUUCUCGCAUGAUAUUUGUGACUGGCUUUGUUCAUAGUGACCCACAUCCUGGCAACAUCCUUGUGAAUAAAGAACCUAAUUCAGAUAAAGUUAUAGUGUACCUACUGGACCACGGUUUGUAUGCUCAACUGACAGACAAGUUCCGGUACAACUAUUCCAAGCUUUGGCUGUCAAUAAUAUCCCGGAAUCGUGCAGAUAUGCAGAAGUUUUCGGAGGCAUUGGGAAUACAGUCUGAUUUAUAUGGAUUGUUCACUUGCAUGGUCACAGGCAGACCGUGGGAUUCCAUCAUGAAGGGAAUCGAAAAGACCAAGCCGACGAAAGAGGAGAAAGUAGUCUUCCAAAACGAGCUCCCGAACUUCCUCCAGCACAUAACGACUUGUCUCGAGACUGUAGACAGACAAGCGUUGCUCGUGUUGAAAACAAACGACCUUAUAAGAAGCAUAGAGUAUGCGCUCGGGUUGCACGAGAGGAUGUGUGGGUUCUUGAUCAUGACCAAAUAUUGUAAUGAAAGUGUUUACAAGGCUGAGUAUAACAAUUCGAAUUCGAAAAUAAGGAAACAGUACUUGAGAGCUAAAUACGCGUGGUCGUUGCUCAUACUCUACAUUUAUGGCUUCUACCUUAACUUGUUACACAGAUUCGAUCCAUGCUGACCAAAAAGUAUUAGUUAAAUUAUUUAUUACAGUAGAAAUAGUCUAAAACUUCACCAAAAACCCAGUAUAGGUAGUGUAGUCUUAAAAAUGGUGCUUAGUAAAAAUAAACUGUCUUAGUAAAGAUUUGAUUAGGGGUAGUGUAUCAUAAUUCCUAGUCAAAUAUAGUCCAAAAAACUGUACCUCAAUGAAUCACCGUAAACAUUCUGUACAUAAAGUAUUGUUGUAACUUGUAAAUAUUAAUCAAUAUAUCCAACAUGUUGUAGCAUACAAGAUUCUUAUAUUUAUACAAUGCUGUUUUUGUUUUACGAAAUUAUAAUAAGUUAUACUUAAUAAUUUAUUUAUUUACUUUCGCAAA
Messenger RNA from Pectinophora gossypiella (pink bollworm), 2051 nucleotides. It is a transcript of the gene Adck1, whose product is annotated as aarF domain-containing kinase 1. Gene Ontology annotation, molecular function: ATP binding; protein kinase activity. Gene Ontology annotation, cellular component: mitochondrial inner membrane. Lineage: Eukaryota; Metazoa; Arthropoda; Insecta; Lepidoptera; Gelechiidae. The record is from RefSeq and is a predicted model, not a curated record. The transcript has 6 exons. Bases 152 to 1696 code for a protein of 514 amino acids. Gene Ontology annotation, biological process: mitochondrion organization; protein phosphorylation; lipid homeostasis.